AUGUCCAAGGAGGGCUUCCUGCUGCUGCACGACGAGGGCCGCCGAAGCCACAUCUACUACUGCGUGCUGGGCGAAGGCAAGCUGCAGUUCUACACGCGCAGGGACCGCGGCGUCAUGGUGCGCGAGGUGGCGCUCUCCCGCUCGCGGCUCAAGGUGCGCGGCAUUCCGGACGCCGACGGCCGCGACUGCCCCUACAGCUUCUCGGUGCGGCUGCAGCGCUCGCGCAUCCGCGACGGCCGCAUCCUCGUCUACGGGACGCCCACGCUGCUCGUCAUGAGCGCGCCCACGUGGGGCGAGCGCAAGGCCUGGGGCAACGCCAUCCACGCCUGGCAGCGCAACUACUGGGGCGAGCCGCAGCACAAGGCGCUGGGGCUCGCGCCCGACGAGCUCGAGGUCUUCUUCGAGACGCAGUACAAGGCGCUGACCAUGGUGCUGCAGAGCUCCGUGCCCGAGGCCUCGACGCCCAGGCACGACGGAGACCGCCAGAGGAUGAAGAAGCAACAGCAGAGAGCCACGGUGGCGGCCGCAGCUGCUGUGGCGGUGCCCAAGGCGCUCUUUGGGCGGGCGCAGGCGGUGAAGAAGGUGGGCAACAGAGUGAGCAAGAAGCUGAGGGAGAAGGCCGUCACAUUCUCGCUGCCGCCGAUGGGACUGAGCGUGUCCACGUCCGUGCAGAACCCGCCGACGGUGUGA
Molecule: messenger RNA, 690 nt
Organism: Phytophthora sojae
Lineage: Eukaryota; Oomycota; Peronosporomycetes; Peronosporales; Peronosporaceae
Exons: 1
Coding region: 1-690 (229 amino acids)
Source: RefSeq, a predicted model, not a curated record